Lentinula edodes (shiitake mushroom) is the source of this 358-nucleotide messenger RNA. RefSeq lists its product as uncharacterized. The transcript has a single exon. The coding region runs from base 106 to 315 and encodes 69 amino acids. The record is from RefSeq and is a predicted model, not a curated record. NCBI's taxonomy places the organism in Eukaryota, Fungi, Basidiomycota, Agaricomycetes, Agaricales, Omphalotaceae.
UCAGGUGUGUAUACAGUGAUUUGUGUAAGUUAGGUACAUAUACAUACGAUACGAAAAAACCCUACUGCACAUCACGAUAGGGCGCGGGUUCAUGAUUGACAAGGGAUGGCGAGAUUCGAGGAACGAGAGGAACAAGGUGACACUGAAAAACAAUCAUCAAGAAAAUGCGCUAGACAAAAACCAAGAGAACUGUCUAUGUACAUAUACAGAAUUCUGAAGAAGACGGGCCGGGAACGAGAUUUUCAUAAGAUGGAGAAGGAGGGGUUUCGUCAAAAUAUCUGGCUGGGGUUGGAGGUGUCCGAGGGGGGAGGCUGAAGUAAAAGAUGAAAGGAUGGACUAAGGCAAGAAAAUUCAGCGU